Messenger RNA from Lepus europaeus (European hare), 869 nucleotides. It is a transcript of the gene MRPL57, whose product is annotated as mitochondrial ribosomal protein L57. Gene Ontology annotation, cellular component: mitochondrial ribosome. Lineage: Eukaryota; Metazoa; Chordata; Mammalia; Lagomorpha; Leporidae. The coding region runs from base 84 to 392 and encodes 102 amino acids. Gene Ontology annotation, molecular function: structural constituent of ribosome. The record is from RefSeq and is a predicted model, not a curated record. Gene Ontology annotation, biological process: mitochondrial translation. The transcript is spliced from 2 exons.
AGUCUCGCGCGAAGACGCUCCAGGGCGCUUCCGGUACGCGUCAGCGUGGGAGACGCGCAGUUCUGAAGAACGCGGGAGGCAGCAUGUUCCUCACCGCGCUGCUCCGCCGCAAUCGCAUUCCGGGCCGGCAGUGGAGUGGGAAGCACCGGCGGCCGCGGCUGGUGUCCGUGUUUGCGAAGCAGAACAUGAUCCGUCGGCUGGAGAUCGAGGCCGAGAACCACUACUGGCUGAGCAUGCCCUACAUGAGCGCCGAGCAGGAGUACGGCCACGCCGCGGCGCGCAGGGCCGAGGCCUUCGAGGCCUUGAAGGCGGCCAGGACCUCCAAGUUCCCCCCGCAUAGGUUCGUUGCAGACCAGCUCGACCAUCUCAAUGUCACCAAGAAGUGGUCCUAACCCUGAGCCGUCGCCCUUGGGUUUGAUGGCUCACGGGACCGUCCUGUCUGGUCCCGGGACUGAAAAGCUCCGAGAAGAAGCAGGAAGCUUUGGACCAUAGCACAGUGAGCCGUGUAUGAGCUGUCUGGGGCUUAAAACUCCCGAAGCACUGGACAGUUGUGUUCACUUUUUAGUCUGCUAGGAAGAUAUCUGGGAUUUCCUGAGCCACAGAUAAGAUAAAGUGUAUUUUGAAAGUUGUAAUAAAGCUACAAACCCAAUUUGGGGUCUUUGCUUAAAUCUGUGAUGCUUCGUGGCCUUAUCUGGCAUCGUGUUUGCUUACCUUGCUUGGAUAAUCUUCAAAGUUAAAUAUGAUCAUUCUCUGCUAAACAUACUCCUAAAAAUGGCAUUUUCCUCUGUGACUUGACUACUAAAAAUGGACAUUUAAAUGAAGUAAGAGUGUUUUUCAGAAUGUUACAUAAAAGAAUUUUUAAGUGAAAA